Messenger RNA from Yamadazyma jaroonii, 1524 nucleotides. The record is from the annotation of a GenBank genome assembly. Lineage: Eukaryota; Fungi; Ascomycota; Pichiomycetes; Serinales; Debaryomycetaceae.
AUGUGGUUUGUGAACAGAAAUGCUCCUUUGCUAAGAGCAUUCCAGAACUUAACUUUGGAAGCAAGGGUUAUACAAAUAUUCAGGUUUUUCUGUACUAUAGUGGCAUUUGUAAUGAUAAUGGUUUCGUUACUAGGUCCCCUUUUCAGUAUCAAAUUUUACAUCGCUAGAAUCAACUGUUCACAUUUAGACGUAUCCAAAGGGAUUUAUGAAUCAUUAAGAAACUCAGUGUCCCAUCCGUCUGAUUCAAACGACAAAAUAAAUGGUCAGUUACCUAUUGAUGAUUCUUUGACUAAUAGUGAGAUAUCCAUAUUAAGUGAGUAUGCUGAAGAACAAGUAGCCAACGCUCCUCAAUACUACCUAGUGUCUCUAUGGGAAGCAUGUACGGGUGACUAUAAUAUAACCUUGGGACGUAAUAAGAAUGGACAACCUGAAUAUAUCAAACACGAUGAUACCAUAACGUGUGUGAGGUCUCCAGGUUUGAAGACGGUUUUUAAUUAUAGAAUGGCCUUGAGACAACAUAAUAUGGAAAGUGUGUUGGCUUAUGCUGACAAAGGCUCGUAUGAUGACUCACAUUAUAGUAAGGAAGUAGACCAAAGAAAUAAGGGAUACUCAGUGGUUCCCAUAACAUUAACUAUAGCAGCAGUGAUAUCUGGAGGAUUAUUGCUCUUCCAGUAUGUUUUGUACAGUAACAAAGGAGAUGCUCAAGAUUUGAGUAAUUUGCCGGUGUUCUUGCUUCAUAUAGUUACCAUAAUAACAGUAAUGAACUUCCUAGCUAUUGCCAUAGCUACGGGUGUUGCCACUUCCUUAUUACUCAAAACUCGUAAAGAAGUGAAAAACAGUUUAGGUUCUUUCGGGAUCAAUUUACAAUUGGGAAGGGUGUGGUUUUUGUUAACAUGGAUUGGGUUUUCCGCUGCUUUAAUUUUAAUGGUAUCGUGGAUUUUACCUGUUUGGUGCUCGAACCAUCCUGACGAUGAAGCAUAUUUUGAAGGUUAUACAUAUCAGAGAACAGGAGAUUUCAAAAAUAAUGGGAGAAGUUUCUCCAAAACUCAAAUCAGGCGCCAACAAAGUGAAAGAAGUCAAAGAAGUACCAGUAGUAAUGAUGUUGAAAGUAAUUUGAGUUACGAAAGUAGACCUCAAGAUAAAAUAUUAUAUGACACAUCGUCCGAAGAUGAGUCAGGAGCUAGUGAUUAUGAUAAUUAUGGUAAUGAUAAGUUUUUCAAUUACCAAGAUAAGGAACAAAGUAAAUUAAGGAAGUUGGGAGAAAGUCUAUCGAGAAAAUCUUCAGUUAGACAAUUAAACACCAAAUUAUCAAGGAAUAAAACGACCACCACGUUAAAAUCAUUGAAAGAACAUGAAUUGACUGCUCAAGAAGCCUUAAAAGUGGUCAAUGAACAAAGUUAUUCUCCUUUACCUCAUCAUUAUCGUGUAGAUACAUUUGAUGGGUUCCAAGAAACUACUCGAAAAAGACAUGGAGAUUAUAAUCCCUUUGAAGAGGACAUUGAAAUGAAGGAUUUAACGAAAUAA